Molecule: messenger RNA, 1233 nt
Organism: Dipodomys ordii (Ord's kangaroo rat)
Lineage: Eukaryota; Metazoa; Chordata; Mammalia; Rodentia; Heteromyidae
Gene: Tor1a
Product: torsin family 1, member A (torsin A)
Exons: 4
Biological process (GO): protein localization to nucleus; nuclear membrane organization
Cellular component (GO): endoplasmic reticulum lumen; nuclear envelope; endoplasmic reticulum
Molecular function (GO): ATP hydrolysis activity; kinesin binding; ATP binding
Source: RefSeq, a predicted model, not a curated record
CGCCUGCCCUCCGGCUCGCGGGUGGGAUCGCUCUCCAGCUGUCCUGACUGGCUCUGUCUUUCCCCAGCGCUGCAGAAGGAUCUGGACAGCAAGCUCUUCGGCCAGCAUCUCGCAAAGAAAGUCAUCUUAAACGCCGUGUCUGGUUUCCUGAGCAACCCGAAGCCCAAGAAACCCCUCACCCUCUCCCUACACGGGUGGACCGGCACCGGCAAGAACUUCGUGAGCAAGAUCAUCGCGGAGAACAUCUACGAGGGCGGGCUGAACAGCGACUAUGUCCACCUGUUUGUGGCCACGCUGCACUUCCCCCACGCCUCCAACAUCACCCAGUACAAGGAUCAGCUGCAGCAGUGGAUCCGAGGCAACGUGAGCGCGUGCGCACGGUCCAUCUUCAUCUUUGAUGAGAUGGACAAGAUGCACGUGGGCCUCAUCGACGCCAUCAAGCCUUUCCUCGACUAUUACGACGUGGUGGACGAGGUCUCCUACCAGAAAGCCAUCUUCAUAUUCCUCAGCAAUGCUGGGGCAGAGAGGAUCACAGAUGUGGCCUUGGACUUCUGGCGGAGUGGGAGGCAGAGGGAAGAAAUCAAGCUCAAAGACAUGGAGCCAGCCUUGUCUGUGUCUGUCUUCAACAACAAGAAUAGUGGCUUUUGGCACAGCAGCCUAAUUGCCCGAAACCUCAUUGAUUAUUUCGUGCCCUUCCUGCCCCUGGAAUACAAACACCUGAAGAUGUGCAUCAGGGUGGAGAUGCAGGCCCGGGGCUACGAGGUGGACGAGGACAUUAUUAACCGAGUGGCGGAGGAGAUGACGUUUUUCCCCAAGGAGGAGCGAGUCUUCUCCGACAAGGGCUGCAAAACUGUGUUCACCAAGCUAGAUUAUUACCUGGAUGACUGAGAGCCAGCCCCAGCCUUAGCCCCAGCCGCUGAGAGCCAGCCCCCAGCUGCCAGCUCCUUUCCUGGGAGAGAAAUCAAUGAACAUAAUCAAUCUGCCAGCCAGCCAGCCAGCCAGCCGCACGCCCCCAGGAGCCCGAGCCGGGCACAGCAGCAGGACCAUGGACAGGGACACACAGCUUCCAGAGCCUUCCGCCAGGGAGGAGCCAGCGCCAGAUCCCAGCCUGUAUUCCAGGCCCAUGAUUUUUUUAAAAAUUAUGUUUUAAUUUCUAGUGUUUCUGUUUCAAGGAAAGAUGAAUACAUUUUACUGAAAAUGUGAUAACUUUAUUUAAAAUGCUUUUUAACAUUA